UCAGGAGAUCGAGUACUGGGGCAUCAACGAGUUCUUCCUGGACACGUGCUGCAGUUACCGUUACCACGACCGCAAGCUGGAGAGCAGCCGCCAUCGCAGCUGGGACGACGAGAGCGACGUCAGCAGCAUCGACACAUCUGUGGACGAGAUAUCGGACUUAAACAGAGACAUGCAGCACUUCCAGGAGGUGCGUUACGGGAACAUCCGGAAGUGUUUGUGGCUGACGCUGGAGAACCCGGGGUACUCCAUCCCCAGCAAGCUCUUCAGUCUGGUGUCCAUCGGGGUGGUGCUCACGUCCAUCGCCACCAUGUGCAUCAACAGCAUCCCCGAGUAUCAGUUGUUUGACGAUGAGGGGAAGCUGAUGGAGGACCCGACCAUGCAGACUCUGGAGGUGUUCUGCACCUGCUGGUUCACCUUCGAGGUGGUGACGCGGCUGCUGCUCGCACCGAACAGGAGGAAGUUCUUUCAUCACCCGCUGAACAUCAUCGACAUGGUGUCCGUGGCUCCCAUCUACAUCACACUGCUGUUUGACCUGACUGUGGGGUCCGAGUCUGAACUGGGAGAUCUGGGACGACUCAUACAGGUGUUCAGGUUAAUGAGGAUCUUCAGGGUUUUGAAGUUGGCCCGUCACUCGACUGGACUGCGGUCACUGGGAGCGACGCUUCGG
This is a messenger RNA of Plectropomus leopardus (leopard coralgrouper), 667 nucleotides long. The record is from RefSeq and is a predicted model, not a curated record. NCBI's taxonomy places the organism in Eukaryota, Metazoa, Chordata, Actinopteri, Perciformes, Serranidae.